Molecule: messenger RNA, 3869 nt
Organism: Dermochelys coriacea (leatherback sea turtle)
Lineage: Eukaryota; Metazoa; Chordata; Testudines; Dermochelyidae
Product: zinc finger protein 835-like
Exons: 8
Coding region: 387-3146 (919 amino acids)
Biological process (GO): regulation of transcription by RNA polymerase II
Molecular function (GO): DNA-binding transcription factor activity, RNA polymerase II-specific; RNA polymerase II cis-regulatory region sequence-specific DNA binding
Source: RefSeq, a predicted model, not a curated record
GCGCGGCGCCGGGGCUGUUUAUCGAGGGGGUCCCUCCAGGCCCCCCGGGGGAAGCGCUGGGGUUGGAUCUAGCGGGUUAAAACCAUAGAGCUGCAAGCCGGGCGGGGAAGGGGAAGGAGGCAGCGAAGGGAGCCACUUCCUGCUGCAAGAGCCAGCGGCUGCGAAUCUGCUCGGCAGCGGCGGAGCUGAGCGCCCCGGGCAGGCACGUGGGUCCCCGGGCACCGGAUCCGGGUCUGUGAAGAGCCCGCCCCGGCCGGGCAGCCCGGAUCCGCCCCCCGGCCUGCUCCAGGCGCAGGGGAGACGCCGAGUCCCGGCGAGAUUGAGAGAAACAGCGACAGAGGCAGCAAAUCGCUGCCUGGAGCAAGCAACCACGGGCCUGAGAUUCGAUGGCGCAGCCGGGCAGCCUGUCCCAGGAUGAGAUGGAACAAAAUACACUCCUGGCAGCAGAGAACCAACCGCUUACUGAGGAUCCCGAAGCACAGCAGGGAACGGCAGGUACCGGGACGGAGGAGGAAAUUCCCCUGUGGGAAGGGCCAGUGGAAGCAGAGCCGCACGGCCUGUCCCGGAGCCCCAAGGCUGGGGAGGCCGGUGAAUUGGGCCGGCAGAGGCGGGCGAAGCGGGAUGGUGAAGUGGCCCCGCCAGGCCGCUUCUCCCGCGAGGGGCCCAUCAUCUGCGGGGACUGCGGGAAGAGCUUCGCCAAGGAGUCGGAGUUCGUCAAGCACGAACGCACCCACACGGGGGAACGACCCUACCAGUGCCCCGACUGCGGGAAGGGCUUCACCAACAGCUCCAACCUCCUGCGCCACCAGCGCAUCCACAGCGGUGCCAAGCCGUACCCCUGUGCUGAGUGCGGGAAGAGCUUCCGCCACAAGGAGCACCUGACCCGCCACGCCCACAUCCACGCCACUGAGAAGCCCCACGUCUGCACCCACUGCGGGGAGGCCUACAGCACCCGCACCAACCUUCUGCGCCACCAGAGCAGCCACACGGGGGAGCUGCCCUACAAGUGCCCUGAGUGUGGCCGGCGCUUUGGGGAGGCGGCGGCACUGGCUGGCCACGCGGUGAUCCACAGUGGGAAGCCCCACAUCUGCCCUGAGUGUGGGAAGGGCUUCCGGCGCGGCUCGUCGCUGCGGGAGCACCAGCGGGUCCACACUGGGGAGCGGCCCUACGGCUGCCCGCAGUGCGGGAAGGGCUUCAGCCAGCGCUCCUCCCUGGUGCUGCAUCGGCGCACCCACACCGGCGAGCGCCCCUACAUCUGUGGCGACUGCGGGCGCAGCUUCAGCGUGAGCUCUGCCCUCAUCACCCACCAGCGGCUGCACACCGGGGAGCGCCCUUUCCCGUGCCCGGAGUGCCAGAAGCGCUUCAGCGACCGCAAGGCCCUCAAGCGGCACCAGCGGGUCCACACCGGGGAGCGGCCCUACCGGUGCACCGACUGCGGCAAAGGCUUCAGCCAGAGCUCGGCGCUGGCCACCCACCAGCGUAUCCACACCGGGGAGACCCCGUACGGCUGCGGGGCCUGUGGCAAGCGCUUCGGAGACCUCUCGGCCCUCAAGCGGCACGAGCGCAUUCACACCGGGGAGCGGCCCUACCGCUGCGGCCAGUGCGGGAAAGCAUUCAAGCACAGCUCGGCCCUGGCCCAACACGGCCGCACCCACACUGGAGAGAAACCCUACGUCUGUUCCCAGUGCGGCAAAGCUUUCUCCCAGGGCUCCACCCUCAUCCAGCACCAGCGGGUGCACACCGGCGAGCGUCCCUACCCUUGCCCCCAGUGCGGGCGAAGCUUCUCCCAGGGCUCUGCCCUCACCCAGCACCAGCGCACCCACACCAAGGAGAGCGACCCUCUGAUGGGUCCUGGUGGGGCCCGGAUCUACCGGGACCCCUUCGUCCAGCCGCGGGAUGAGGAUGAUGAGGAGGACGGGGUGGGGGAGGUGCUGGUGCUGCCUCCCGGGACGUGGGAUGCAGAGCUGGAUGUACAGAUCAAAGAGGAGCCAGAAGUUGGGGUUCGGCCCGAGUGCCCAGCUUCAGGUCCAGACGCUUGGGAUAAGUCACGCAACAUGGGGGCACGGGCAGGGCCCAUUCAUUUCUCUGGUCUAACCGGAUUGGCUCCGGGUGACACACGUGGGGACGUGACGCCGGCAGAGGGGACCGGAUCUCCGGCCCGAUGGAUCCCCCGCGCUCCCAGCUGGAGCCCGGUCCCUGCCCCGGUUCCCAGCCGGGGGGCGGAGGCCGGCGGCUCCCCCGGGGCUCCCCGGCCCAGCCGCUGCCGGAGCCCCGCGGGCGGCAGGACAUGGGCGCCGGUGGGGUUCGAGGAGGUGGCCGUGUAUUUCUCCCGGGAGGAGUGGGGCCUCCUGGACGAAGGGCAGAGGCAGCUCUACAGGGAUGUCAUGCAGGAGAACUACCAGACUCUCAUCUGGCUGGGAUUCCCCGUCCCUGACCUGGCCGUGAUCUCCUGGAUGGAGCGAGGGGAAGAACCGAGGGUCCUGGAUCUCCAAGGUUCCCAGAAAAGGGAGAUCCCGAUAGGCACCCACAUAGCAGGUGCCGGGAUAGAGAAGGAGAAUUUCCAGCAGGAAGGGCCUGCAGGAGCGGAGCCGAAUGGGAUGUCCCAGAGCCCUGAGUGGGGAGAUGGCAGCAGAACAGGACGACAGCGAGCAGAGAAGGAGCCAGGGCGCAGGUGCAGGAGGGCAGGGCCCAUCAGCUGCGGGGAUUGUGGGAAAAGCUUCACGAAGAACUCAGAGUUCAUCAAACACCAGCGCACGCACACGGGUGAGAGGCCCUACCAGUGCCCUGAUUGCGGGAGGUGCUUCGCCAUCCGCUCCAGCUUGGAUCGCCACCAGCGGGUCCACACCGGCGAGCGCCCCUUCCCCUGCACCCGCUGCGGGAAAAGCUUCAAGCUUAGCUCAGCCCUGAACCGGCACCGGCGCGUCCAUGCUCAGGAGGGGCCCUGUUUCUGUGCUGAAUGUGGCAGGGGCUUCAGGCACAGUGCUGCACUGACCCAGCACCAGGCUGAGCACCUGAACCGUGGAGACCCCACCAAUGGACCUGUGGGGACACGUGUCUACAAGGACCCCUUCGUCCAGGCACAGGACCUCGAGGGGGAGGCUGGUGGGAUGUGGUAUACUGAGCCUGUGAAAGAGGAGAGUGGGUGAGGGGAUCUGCACUUGGGUUGUGGGUCUGGGGAGUGAGAAGAGAGCAGCUAUAAGGAAUGCAGGGACUGAACCUGUGAUCUCUGGAUCCAAUAUCUGGAGCUGGGCUGUGAGGCAGUGUGGUCUAGUGCAGUGGUUCUCCACCAGGGGUAAACAUAUCCUUGGGGGUACGCAGAUGUCAUCCAGGGGAUACAUCAGCUCAUCUAGAUAUUUGCCUAGUUUUACAGAAGGCUACAUAAAAAGCACGAGCAAAGUCAGAACAAACUAAAAUUUAUACAGAAUGAGAAAGUGAGCAGUUUUUCAGUACUAGUGUGCCGUGACAUACUUGUAUUUUUAUGUCUGACUUUUUGUAAGCAAGUUGUUUUUAAGUGGAGGUGAAACUUGGCAAUAUGCAAGACAAGCCAGAUUCCUGAAAGGGGUCCAGUAGUCUGGGAAGGUUGAUAAGCACUGGUCUUGUGGACAAAGCACUACAUUAGGACUUUUGGGUUCUCUUCCUGGCUCAGUCUCUAGCUUGCUGGGUGGUCUUAGGCAAGUCAUGAUCACCUCUGUGCCUCAGUUUCCCCAUCUGCAAAAUGGGGACAAUGAUACUGUAAAGUUCUUUGAGAUCUUCUAAUGGAAAUCACUAGAUAAGAGCCGGGCAUAAUUAUAAGGGCUGAAAAAAUUUCAUUUAAAUUUUAUUUUGAUGGAAUAUUGGAUUUUUGAUUAAAUGAAGUUUUUCCAUGAAAA